GGACCUUUCCGGGACUGAGGGAGCGACGUCGGGUCCAGCUUCGUGUUAGACUUCGUCGCGGGGUUGGGACAUCUCCCCGAAAAGUGAACUUAAUGUACUGAGUACUGAUUGCGUUGAUGAGAGACAUUGGCCUGGGCUCAUGUAUCUAAAGAUCCUAGGAUUGCUGCAGGUCAACAGUCCCCACUGGAGAAACAGAUCUUGGUAAAUGAGUUAUAUUCAUAUCAUAUAGUGUGGGACUACUUAGAGCCCAAGUGACACCUUCACCCUCUAUACUGUUAAAUGUUUCCCAGCAAUUUCCAUAAUUACACAACAAAACAUUAUUUUGAAAAUUCCCAAAUAUAUGUAUACACACACACAUACAACAUAUUUUGGUUGUCUGUACCCAUUCACACUUGCAGAGCUCCCAGGCUUGCCUGAGAGUAAGGGGAGUAAAAUUAAAAUUAUUACACAAAAGUAAAUACAAAGAGCAUUUAUCUUUUCUUGGUGUUAAUAGGAAGAGUAGGUUCUUAUUUAAGUGUGUUCAAAGGAAGUAGAUUACUGCAUUAUGAAAUUCUAAACCUCACUUUAACAGAAUCUAGGUGGUGUGCAUACAUCAGCAGCAAGACACUUGGUAACUCAAAAAUGCCAAGAGGAACAUGAAACACUCUGUAAGGAGCAAGCUGUUUCUGUUGACUACUGGCUUGCCAGAGCAGAAUCUUACUAUAAUGAAAGAAUGGUGGAAAUGGUGACAGAAGAGAAGGGUAUGGAGUUAAAGGCAGAAGUGGAGGGUGAAAGAACACAGAGCAUAGAGGAACCAAAACAGUACUGCUGGGUACCCCAGAGAGAGAGGACACAUAUAGAAAGGUACAUACAUCGAGCAGGACGGGCUAAAGAAUUUAAAUACAAAACUCAUAGACAACCACAACCCCCCAGUGAAACAACAUUACCAAAAAUUAUUCCAGAAAAGCCUUGCAUCCCAACAGUACAAAGAAGAAAACAGGUAAAUGAGAGAGAACAGAGACAAAUUAAAGAUCAUCAGGAGCGAAUGACUCGAGGGAGAGAAAUUAUAGAGAAAAAACUUAAGGACCGAAUCUUGAGAAAAAGUCAAGACCAGCUACCUACACACCAUGAGAAGCGCAAGAGAAUAAAGAAAGACAUUCAAGAGUUUGAAAGAGUCAUUGUAUAUCCACUUUACCAGCCAAGCAAUAGAAGUUUGAUUAAAGUGAAUGUUCUUAUGGAAAAGUCUGAGAAUAGAGAGGAACUGGAUACAGGUAUAAAAUCAUGUGAAAGAAAAUUCUUAGCUGUGCCACCCUUUUUGAGAAGUCAAAUAAGACAAAUAAAAAAUUAG
Molecule: messenger RNA, 1327 nt
Organism: Perognathus longimembris pacificus (Pacific pocket mouse)
Lineage: Eukaryota; Metazoa; Chordata; Mammalia; Rodentia; Heteromyidae
Exons: 3
Coding region: 713-1327 (204 amino acids)
Source: RefSeq, a predicted model, not a curated record